This is a messenger RNA of Photinus pyralis (common eastern firefly), 5291 nucleotides long. RefSeq names its product myelin transcription factor 1. Gene Ontology annotation, molecular function: DNA-binding transcription factor activity, RNA polymerase II-specific; zinc ion binding; RNA polymerase II cis-regulatory region sequence-specific DNA binding. Gene Ontology annotation, cellular component: nucleus. Bases 108 to 4430 code for a protein of 1440 amino acids. The record is from RefSeq and is a predicted model, not a curated record. Lineage: Eukaryota; Metazoa; Arthropoda; Insecta; Coleoptera; Lampyridae. The transcript has 16 exons. Gene Ontology annotation, biological process: regulation of transcription by RNA polymerase II.
ACGAACGCAGACCCGGGAUCAGAAGAGCUAAUGCUGAACAAAAAUCAAGUCGUUCCGUAGGAUUUCCGCAAUUGAAGAAAAGAAACCUAGAGUCUUCUAGUUCAAUUAUGACUAGUGUUGCUAAAACUAUAAAAUCGCAUGAUGUAAGUGACUUAAAAGACGAUAAGCGAAAGAAGAAAUCUUUUGACGAAUCCGAUUCUAGUACUAAACAAGUUAUACUGCCACAGAAAAAACGCGUUCUGCCCUCAUCUUCUGCGAGUAGUCCGGCGAAAAAGUCUCAAAAAUUAGGCCAACCGGUGCCUUCACAGGACGAAAACGCCGUCAGUGAAACUUUAAUUAGAGAAACCGAAGCUGCCCUUAAAAAUUUAUCGGGUAGUUGGCCCGGACCUAGAGGGUCAUCUUAUAAUAAGCAACAAGAGGAUUCGCCGGCUUUUGAAAAUUUGUUCGAAGAGAAAAAGGCGAAUCCGAAACUAUCGCCGUCGUCGUCCUCCAACAGUAGUAGCGACAAUACGUGUUCCCUAAAGGACGUUAUAACAUUACGCGAUCCCCACGAAGACCUCGAUAAAUCCUCGAAAAUAAACAAAUUAAGUAAACCCUUAAAAAUUAAACAGGAAGCCGUAAUCGAUAAUCUAAUCAAAAUUGAAAGUGAAUGCAUUUCUCUACAAACCCAAACCAAAUCGAAAGGUAAACAGAGCAAGGGGAACGAGCCACCCUCGCAAUAUCAGCCCCCCGAUUUUAACGAAUUGGUUGACGAUUCCUCGAAUGAAUUAGAAAUUGAUAUGUCUGAGGCAGCUGCUGACAAGGAUGAUGUUAAUGAUGAUAAAUUAGACUCGAAGAGUAAGAAAAAAGAAACCGAGGACGUCAAACGAUCAAGAUACUCUUCAGACGAAUCCUCCACUCAAACGCAGUCCGUCUAUCAUCCAUUUCAGCGUCCUGUCACGUCAACCGUAUCGCCUUUUUCAUCCACUUCGGCUUUCCGGCCUCCGCAAACCGACUCUAAUAAAACAGCGCCGAAGCCAUCUGUUAGUUUAAGCGCACUAGGUCCCUAUCCGGAGGAGGCAACAUUUGUCGGUUACUCUGCAAGUAUCGCUUCAUCAAGUGGGCCAUUAAGCGACGAUAAAUUAAAAUCGACCGUUAAUUUAACGCAAUUAAAGCAAGAGAGCGCCUCGCAAAUAGAAUCGAGUAAUUCUUGUUCUAAUUCGGACACGAAGUCUUCGGUUGCUUCUCCGGAAGCUAUGAAUAAGCAGUAUACAAUUCUUCAACCGGCCCCCGUUGGUUCUCGAGCUGCGAGUGCACUACAAGAAGCCGCCCGUGAAGGUGUUCCAAGUGUUUCUGCCGUUUCCAGCAGCACCUCGUCGUCAUCGAACGACUCGUCCGGUAAAAUGGGACCCGCGGGUUUCGAACGAAUUACUGGAGCCCUGUCGCCUACCAGCCUAGGAAGAGAGGGAAGCAAGUGCCCCACACCAGGAUGUAACGGGCAAGGCCACGUGACUGGACUAUAUUCCCAUCACAGAAGUCUGUCUGGCUGUCCGCGUAAAGACAAAGUUACUCCGGAAAUCCUGGCGAUGCAUGAGACUAUUCUCAAGUGUCCUACUCCGGGAUGUAACGGGCGCGGGCACGUUAGUUCCAACCGAAACACGCACAGAAGUCUUUCCGGUUGUCCCAUUGCUGCCGCUAAUAAACAAGCGGCUCGGGAACAAAAGUAUCAGUCAAGUCUUCAACAGCGUAUUAAAUCUCCCCACACUCCCUUCGUAAGUUCCUGCCAAAGCGAGUACAGCUCAGGAUUUGAUGUUCCAUAUGGCGCAAACCCAAAUCCUAAUCCGGAACCUGAUGGAAAAUCUAACUAUAGCACCUAUUACUCUAAAUUUCAAGAGAUGAAAUCGGAUAGUAUGAAAGUUCCCAAAACGGAAGUCACGACAAGCAGUUGCUGCAGCGUAACUGGACGGAGCGAUUUACUUGUGCCAAAAACAGAAACUUCGUCAAACUCUUGUCGUUCACCUCAAUCAAGUAUGCGACCAGCAUAUGACCCAUACAUGAGUCAAGAUUCAAAUUCCUCCUCAAUAUCAAGCAUGGACGCCAUGAGUUCGAGAGGACCUCAUCAUCAGCUACAGCCACAUUCACAGCAACCAAACCUGCCUCAUCCUAAUCCACACCAAUCAAGUUAUAGUAUAGACGAUACUCGACAGCAUCCGAUGUCUCACAGAUUACCAUACCAUCAAUCACCCAUGUCAUCCGAAGAAAUGUACAGGACGGAUCAUCCCAUGCGACCGUAUGGAGAUAUGGCGGAACCUAUGGCCGGACCUAUAGCGAGGCCCACUGUUACCUAUCCAAGCGAAAUGGGACCUAGACCUUACGAUACUUCAAUUACCAGACCUUAUGAUCCAGGAACGGCCACCGCGUUUGAGCGAUACGACUCAACGAAUCAAUGCGGAUCGAUACCACAAACUGUGAUGCCCCAAAGGCCCCCUCAAAGUAUGUAUGGAUAUACAUCUCUCGAUGAGCAACACGAACAAAGAUAUCAACAGGAAGCGGCCGCUGUGGCACAACAUCAAAUGGCGGUCGCUAACGCCACUGCCGCCGGUAUGAUGAAAACCGAAGCAGACCAGCAACCUACAGGACCUUUAUAUCCAAGGCCAAUGUAUCAAUACGACGCGUCCUCAGGUCCCAUUCCGAUGGGGUUUUCCGCGAUCAAUCUCUCGGUAAAAUGCGUGACGACCACUCAGACGCAACUCAAACCGGGAGGCCCUCAUACUUCCCCGGGUGGCACAGUUAUAGACCUUUCCACUUCUAGCGUGACAACGACAAGUCCGCAGGUGGCGUAUAGUUCCCCUCACUACGGUGGACAACGGGUGGGCGCGAGUCCGCAAGCCGCGGCCAGUCCGCAUCUUUCGGCCAGUCCCCAAGUCCCCAGCCCACAGGGUCAAACCUUGGACCUGAGCGUCAGUCGUUUAUCCCACAGUAGCGGUACCAGUCCACAAUAUCAAAACGGGCACACUGAUGCAGUUCCAGUACCCGCUGGUUUUAUUGGACCGCGAGACGAACAAACGGAACCGGUCGAUUUUUCCACCGCUAACGAACCGGUUAAUUUUAGCGGCGUGCGGCCCGUGGCCACCUUUGCCGGACCCGUGCUGGCGCCCGGAUCGGGAUAUAGCAGAGAAUCCACACCGGACAGCGGCGGCUCGCACUAUAUGGAGGCCUAUCGAGACGCAUCAGAUUUUGGAUUUGUACAAGGAUAUGGUCCGGUUAGUCCGCAUCCCGGUUACGGUAUGACGCCGGUGCCCGCUGAUUAUCCUUCGAAUCCGUACUCCACGUACCCAGGUGGCGGAUACAGUUGCGCAGGUGCAUAUCCUGGACCGCCGACUACCGGGUAUCCAGCACCGCCAGGAGGAUAUUCGCCGAGUCCGUGUUACUCGAUGCCUCCUCCGCAGCAUAGCAUGUCUCAACACGACAAAGGGCCGAGUAAAGAUAGUGGCCUCUCGGGGUGCCCAAGGGCGGAUCGGUCACAAAUUCAAGCGCACUCUCAAGAAUUAAAAUGCCCCACGCCUGGCUGCGAUGGUUCAGGUCACGUCACGGGUAACUACUCGUCGCAUAGAAGCCUAUCCGGUUGCCCAAGAGCCAACAAGCCCAAGAGUAAACCCCGAGACGGACAAGACUCUGAACCGCUAAGAUGCCCUAUUCCAGGUUGUGACGGCUCGGGACAUGCGACGGGAAAGUUCUUGUCGCACAGAAGUGCUUCAGGCUGCCCAAUAGCAAAUCGUAACAAAAUGCGUGGUGUAAUUGACACCGGCGGCAAUGUAGACCAACACAAGGCAGCGGCGGUUGCAGCUUCAGCAAUGAAAUUCGAAGGCGUUAAUUGUCCUACGCCCGGCUGUGAUGGCACAGGUCACAUUAACGGAUCUUUUCUUACUCAUCGAUCAUUAAGUGGUUGUCCGGUUGCAGGACAGACGGCCAAAAAACACAAAUAUGAAGACAUGCCAUCGUUCUACUCGAAGGGAUACGGAACAGGUAUGGAUACCUCGGUUGGGAACGGUGAAGACCUCAUGACUUUAGAGGCAGAGAUUUCGGAACUACAAAGAGAAAAUGCGCGCGUAGAAUCUCAAAUGAUAAAAUUAAAAAAUGAUAUUAAUGCCAUGGAAAGCCAUCUUAGUCAUGGAGAAAAGGAAACGCAAGCCUUGACCCAACGGAACAGCAACCUCAACGAGUACUACGAGAGCUUGCGCAACAAUGUCAUCACCUUGUUAGAGCACGUUCGUCUCCCAGGUGGUGGCUCCACGCCUGAAAAAAUCGGACAAGAGAAUUUUGAUUCGUAUUUAACAAAACUGCAAACCCUAUGUACUCCGGACGGGUAUUGUAGCGAGGAGAAUAGGCCAUUAUAUGAAACUGUCAAGUGUGCUCUUCAAGAUUUUACUGUCCUACCUACACCAAUUUAAUAUUUCUAAUAUUGUUUUUAAGCAAUUCUCUAUUGUGAUCACAUUGUAAAUAAUUCUAAACCCCUUCCCCCGAGAUAAUGUUAGCAAUUAAUGAGAGUCGAAUGGCACGACUAAAAAAAGAAAUUGUAGAUACUUCUGAUACCUAGAAGAAAAACAAUGUACAUUUCAGUGUACAUAAACCGUUUUAAAUUUGAGUAUUAAAAAUUGUGUUCUCUGCUUUUAUACACAUUUAAGUAGACAAUUUGAUUUUUAAUAUUGUUAGUUAAAAUGGAAACGAAACAAGUGGUAAGUGUCCCAUAACAAACUUAGGUUUCUAAUGUUAUUUUUACGUAAUAGUGUACCUAUUGUACAAAUACAUAAAAUACCUUCCUCAUAGAGGAGUGUAAUAUAUUUUAAUAACUUGCUUCACAUUACCAUGUAAUUUUGUUCUUAAUCUGUGAUUACGCUACCUAAUAUUUAUACCUAAACCUAACGUUAACUGUAAAUUUAGCAUUUGUGCAAUUAUAUGUUACACUAACGAAAUACAAUUGUGGUGUUAACUGAAAGCAAGUUUUACAUUGGUAUUAACGUUUAUUUUGCAAUGCAAAACUUACGCGGUACCUACCUAGGUACUAUAAAUUAAUUUUUGAAUCUUAUUUAUUACGAACGUUAUUUAUUUAUUAUUUGUUCUUUAUUGUAUCAAUGUUUCAAUUCAUUUUUGAGAGCUGUUAUCUAACGUUAUUGUGUAAUGUAAUGUGUAAAUAUGCGAAUUAGUAUACAAUUCCGAUUCUUAACAUAAAGGUAUUAUUUGUUCACACGGUAUAUCUAUGUUAAUAUACAUGUGUUGUUAAAUAAAUUGGAACGAAAGCAGGUUUACUAUUA